CGCUGCUGGUCGAGGCAAGCAAGCGCCGCCAUGCGCCAAGGGCCGCGCAGGCUCCGGCCGGCCAUGGGGGCAGCCCCGGGGUCGCUGGGCCUGGGGGGUCCCUCUGCGCCCCGCCGGCGGAGCCCCGUCCGCCCCCUGCGCCUGGGGCUCCUCUUGCUGGCCCUGGCCGCUGCAGCGCUGCUGGGGCUCUACCUGUUGGAAUUCUACCUGCCCUGGAGGGAGGCGGCGGACGCGAACUUGGGGACCGAGGGAGAAGCGCCGCAGCUGCAGCAGAUCGGGGGUUUCCAGCUGAGCCACAAGCCCCGGAGCCUGUCCAGCAACCGGCUGAGGCACCUGGCCUCCCAGGUGAACCUCCAGCGGCUUUGGCAUAGCUAUCUGCAACCCAUACUCAUCGAGAGGUACCCAGGUAGCAGAGGAAGCCGCCAAGUCCAGCUGGUCAUCAUGGAAAGCCUAAAAGGGCUGCUCGCGUCCUGGCAUGUCGAGCUGGACUCCUUUGAGGACCAGACCCCUCGUGGCCCAGUGAGUUUUGCUAACGUGGUGGCCACUCUGGACCCUACUGCCCCCUGGCGCUUAGUGCUGGCCUGCCACUACGACUCAAAGUAUUUCCCACGUGACAGGCAUGGCCGGGCCUUCCUGGGAGCUACGGACUCAGCCGUGCCCUGCUCGAUCCUGCUGGAACUGGUGACCGCUCUCGACCAGGAGCUGCUGAGGUCCAAGGAGCAGGGCUCCCAGGUAUCUCUGCAGCUGCUGUUUCUCGAUGGGGAAGAGGCCUUUGAGGAGUGGACUGACACCGACUCCCUCUACGGGGCACGCCAUUUGGCAGAGCGCAUGGCCAAAGCCUCACUCCGCCCGGGUGUCUCCCAGCUGCAGGCCAUGGCUCUGUUUGUUUUACUGGACCUUUUGGGCGCAGACCGGCUGAACAUCCAGAAUCAUUUUUUGGACACCGCCGGGUGGUUUGAUAGGCUUGUUGGCAUUGAAAGACGGCUCCACCGCCUGGGCCUUCUGGCAUCCCACCCCCAAGAGCAGCUCUACUUCAGCCGGCAUCCCCUCUAUGGCCCUGUCCAAGAUGACCACAUUCCCUUCCUCCAGAGAGGUGUUCCGGUCCUUCACCUCAUCGCCACACCUUUCCCCGAGUUCUGGCACACCAUGGAGGACACAGAGGCGAACUUGCACCGACCCACAGUGGAGAACCUGUGUAAAAUCCUGGCAGCUUUCGUGGCAGAAUAUUUGUGGCUGUAAGGGGAUCUUACUGACCCAGAAAUCCUCUUUGUUCUCCGUCCAGUGGCACAAGGAAUAGCCACAAAGUAUGCUUGCGUUGAGCAGAAGGUACGGUUGCCUUCUUCAGACCUCAAACAGCUUGAUUCCAGUCCAAUAGCCCCUCGGAGGCUAACAAGACUUCGUGGGUAUAAGCUUUCGAAAGUCAGAGUUCUCUUAAUCGGCGACUAAGACUUGGAAGCGUAACCCUUGCAGAAACAUUGUCCUACAGGAGGAAGGGAGAGGCAGAACGUGGCCUCCCGCAGCCGUGGCCUCCAGUCUGGUAUCAGGAGUCCCACAAGGCCUGUGGCUAAUGAGUCGAGGCAGACCUCUCGAUGAAGAGCAAAGAAAAAGAGACUUUCUUGCACUCUGGAUUCUUCCUGUCUGAUCCUGUGGACCCGAUGAUUGAAAGAGCGGGGGACUUCCAGGCGCUCCGCAAAGUUGCUCCACCCGUCCACAAAGCGUUAGCAAUCUGUUCUUGUGUUUGUGAUUUGUUGGGGCCGGAAAUUAACUUUGGAUGACUCUUCUGGGGAGGCGGGCACCUCGGAGCCUUUGUUGAGAACAUAGAUCCGUGGUGGCGAACCUUGGGCACUCCAGAUGUUAUGGACAAAAUUCCCAUCAGCCCCUGCCAGUAUGGCCAAUUGGCAGAGGCUGAUGGGAAUUGUAGUCCAUGACAUCUGGAGUGCCA
Molecule: messenger RNA, 1942 nt
Organism: Sphaerodactylus townsendi
Lineage: Eukaryota; Metazoa; Chordata; Lepidosauria; Squamata; Sphaerodactylidae
Gene: QPCTL
Product: glutaminyl-peptide cyclotransferase like
Exons: 7
Coding region: 31-1239 (402 amino acids)
Molecular function (GO): glutaminyl-peptide cyclotransferase activity; zinc ion binding
Source: RefSeq, a predicted model, not a curated record